Messenger RNA from Haliotis rufescens (red abalone), 2803 nucleotides. Its product is annotated as methylsterol monooxygenase 1-like. The transcript is spliced from 8 exons. Gene Ontology annotation, molecular function: C-4 methylsterol oxidase activity; iron ion binding. NCBI's taxonomy places the organism in Eukaryota, Metazoa, Mollusca, Gastropoda, Lepetellida, Haliotidae. The record is from RefSeq and is a predicted model, not a curated record. Gene Ontology annotation, biological process: sterol biosynthetic process. The coding region runs from base 131 to 982 and encodes 283 amino acids.
GCUAGAUCAGCUGAGUACUGUUAUAAAUAUAGACGAACUCACCACUUAUACAAUUCAUUGACAGUUUACAGAGAGUGUUGGCAAUCGACACACUGACACGGUAUCUCAGUCGACCAACUACACUUCCAAAAUGUUAAACGAGAGUUUGGGAAGCGAAUAUUUUGAUUAUUUGCCGAAUAAUCCUCUCCGUGAUCCCUUCAGAACAGCAUGGGUGCACAUGAUCGACAACUACACGAAGUUUCAAAUCGCAACAUGGGGAUCUUUGAUUGUCCACGAGGUGGUGUACUUUGGCCUGUGUCUUCCUGCAUUUAUCUUCCAGUUUAUUCCCUUCAUGAACAGAUACAAGAUUCAGGCAGACAAACCAGAGACGUUUGAUAAGCAGUGGACAUGUUUAAAGCUGAUUAUGUUCAGUCAUUUCUGUAUACAGCUUCCAAUGAUGACAGGGACGUAUUUCUUCACUGAAUAUUUCAACAUUCCUUAUGACUGGGACAGUAUGCCUCCAUGGUGGAAUCUGGCGCUGCGUUGUUUCGGCUGCGCUGUCAUUGAGGACACUUGGCACUUCUUCCUCCACUGGGCCCUCCAUGACAGGAGAGUAUACAAGUACAUCCACAAGGUCCACCACUACUUCCAGACCCCGUUUGGAAUGACUGCUGAAUACGCACAUCCACUGGAGACAAUCAUUCUUGGAUUUGGGUUCUUCAUUGGGAUCCUGACCUUCACCAACCACAUGAUGCUGAUGUGGGCGUGGGUGACGGUGCGGCUGAUGGAGACCAUCGACGUGCACAGCGGCUACUACUUCCCCUACCUUAACCCCUUCCACCUCUGCCCCUUCUACGCAGGAGCCAAAUUCCACGACUUCCACCAUAAGAACUUCAUCGGUAACUAUGGCUCCACGUUUACAUGGUGGGACAAGAUAUUCGGCACCGACUCGCAGUACAACGACUACUGUGCCAAGCUCGAGGGCAAGAAGAAGGUGCAGUAGAUGUCCCAGGCACUGUGUGUGGUCUCCAAUCAACAGGGCACCGCUGAUACAUAGGCCCACAAUAACACUCUGAAGUUGAGCCUGGCUCAUCCUUGCCACAAACCUAUCUUACUGCUACAACUAUCAUAAGUAAAUGAGAUAUUUAAGCGAUUGUGUUAGGAUGGUUUUGUUAAAGAGGUAAUAGGUAUCUUGGUCAUAGAAUGUGAACCAGGAUUUGUAUCGGAGUGCCAGGCCAGUACUGGUGCCUUCAGAAUGUCACAUAUAUACACUUAAGGAUACUGAGAUACUUCAUAGGACUACAUCUACAUAUUUAAGUGAGUAAUGUAAUAAUAGGCAGGGAAAGCAAUAAGAUGAUAACAAAUAUCACUGUCAAGAGUUUAGUGGUAUAUUUAAACCAAAUAUACCAUAUAAAAAAAUAUUUUACACAAACACAAAGUACACUGUUUGGUGGUAAGGCCCCCUCUGAAGAGCAGCUGGAAAUGAAUUAAAUUAAACAUAAAAAUAUUUAUUUUUAGUAUGUGUAGUAAUAUAGAUCCUCUUAUACAAUAAAAACUGUUAUUUAUUAAUUCCAUGUCUACAUCACUGUCAGUGAUUCGAGAAGCCAGCUGCAGUUUUAACUCCACAGCAGAAUGACUUUCAUAUCAAUAAAUAAAUGAUUGACAUAGCUAUUUAUGUUUAUUUUGACCCACCUUGUGUGGAAAAGCAGGUGGCCUAAAGGGCUUUGAAGUGAUGUUAGGCUCAUCACCUAUCACAUUGUUUUGUGUUAUCGUGCAUCCACAGUGCUGUCGGUCACACAACAUGUAACAUGUUAAUGGCUAGAUCAGCCUUAAUGGUGUAUUCCAUAUAAACAGAACAAUCUUGUUUACUUUGGGAACUAAUCUGAAGUUGUUUAUUUUUUAAUAAAAUAUUCACCUGAGAUCUUUUUUAUUUCUGUCCUAAAGCAAGAUGCUAACUUGUUGUGGGGUGUAAAAUGGGCUGUAAGGCCUACUUUAAUAAUAAGUUCCUCUGUUUGAUUUUGUUUACCUGAUAAGAUCUGAUGAAGGAUUUAUUUAAAAUAUUCUAUUCAAAUAUAUACACUUUGUGAAAGUCAAAUGGUGAAUCCAGGCUUUUAAUUCUUUGAUUGGCAGAGUAAUUGGGUAAGGUGAUGAGAAGCAAUAUUUAUUGACAUCUUUGCUUUUAACCGGUGCAAUGUUUUGGUGCACAUUAUAGUUCAGGCCCACCCACUAUGUAACAAGGAAUAUGUUGUUAGUUAAUUAAUUGUUAUAAUUAAGACUUGAAAUGUUAUUCUUACCUAAUUGAUCAAUCUGGUCGAUGUGGCGUCAUCAGCUCCAGUCGACAGGUAUAUUGUAGGUUGUGACUAGUCUCAGAGAGACAUGGCUAAUGUCAUGAUCAGAAGGAUGUCGGAAGUAUUUGUGUGUUUGGUCGUGUGUUUGUUUCACAAAUCAUUCAAAAUAUGUCCUUGAAACUAUUUAGCAUUCAUAUGGACACUUCGCUGACUAUGUAAUCAUCAUGACAAAGACCUAACUGACAUGUAAGUUGGAUCUCAGAAAUUGUGAUGUUUGCUACCUCAAAAUAUUCAUUUCUUGCUUUGAAGUACAGAAAUGAUCUUGAAUGGGCAGAGAACACUUCUGUUGAAGGUUUAAUUCCACAUUUAUUGAUGCUACUAUGAAGUUUGAAUCUUGUCCCACCAAAUGAAUACGUGUCAUCUUCAUCAUAAUCAUCAUCAGAUUGUGUGAUAACUCAUAAAUGUACAUGUUUACUAUUUAUUCAUCAUGUGUAUAUACACUCUUUGUUGAUAAUAAAGAGCAAUUUCAAAUGGUC